UCUUCCCCUCCUUCUUUUCUCUUCACUCCCCAUUCGCUGCUGUCUCCACCCCAGAUUCCCGUGCAAUUUUCCCCCAAUCCCCCAAACACUUAAUUGAGCAAUUGGGAUUCCUCACGUGUGGGCUGAUUUGUAGUUUGAACACGUGGCUCAUUCAGAAAAAAAAAAGGAGCCGGAAUAGCGGAGGAUCUUUUUUUUUUUUUUACUCCUCCUUGCCCUUUCUUCUUCUUAUUCUAGGCUGAAGACUCAGAGGCGGGCCAGCCCUACUGUGUCUGUGACAGUCUCUGUCUCUUUGCCAAAAGGGGGUUUUUCGGAGGAAGACGCAAAAGUAGUUUCUCCUCCUUUAUUUUCCUCGCCCGGCCCGCCAUCGGAUUUUUUUUUUUUUUUUUUUUUUGGAGAGAGGCGAGAUUAAUAAUUGAGCAUUUAUUUAUUGCGCGGCUGUGACAGAGGACAGAGGGGGGUGGCGAGGGAGCGCAAACGCACUGUGGAGGGGCUGGCAGUUUAAACCUAUCUGUGGCUCGAACCGGACCGGGAAGCACGCCACAGCCGCUCCGUAGUAGUAGUAGUAAAAGGGCUAGGGAAUAAAAAAGACAAACAGGGCGCAUAUCGGCGAGAGAGAGAGAGAGGGAACGAACGACCGUCUCUUCUCCACCUCCCUCCAGCGUAAAACUCGUCCCGUUUCGGCGUGGAACAUGAAUAAGCUAUACAUCGGCAACGUGAGCGCAGAGGCGAGCGAGGAGGACUUGGAAAGUGUCUUCAAGCAGUGGAAGAUUCCGCACAGUGGCUCGUUUCUCGUCAAAACUGGCUACGCGUUUGUGGAUUGCCCCGACGAGAAGGCGGCGAUGAUGGCCAUCGAUGUUCUUUCAGGUAAAGUUGAACUUCAUGGGAAAGUUCUGGAAGUGGAGCACUCUGUCCCUAAACGUCAAAGGAGCUGUAAGCUGCAGAUCAGGAACAUCCCGCCUCACAUGCAGUGGGAGGUUUUGGACGGUAUGCUUGCACAGUAUGGUGCAGUAGAGAGCUGUGAACAAGUAAACACUGAUACAGAGACUGCCGUAGUGAAUGUUCGAUAUGCAACCAGGGACCAGGCAAGACUAGCAAUGGAGAAGCUGAAUGGAUCAAUGAUGGAGAACUUUGCCUUGAAAGUGUCAUAUAUCCCAGAUGAGACGGCUACACCAGAGGGUGGUCCUGCAGGUGGUCGGAGAGGCUUCAACGCCCGCGGGCCUCCUCGUUCUGGCUCUCCGGGUUUGGGCGCCCGUCCCAAAGUGCAGUCGGACAUCCCGCUGCGCGUGCUGGUGCCCACGCAGUUCGUAGGGGCCAUCAUUGGCAAGGAGGGGGCCACCAUACGGAACAUCACCAAACAGACCCACUCAAAGAUCGACAUCCACCGGAAAGAAAACGCAGGAGCAGCAGAAAAACCCAUUACGAUUCACUCCACUCCCGAGGGUUGUUCAAACGCCUGCAGGACCAUCAUGGACAUCAUGCAGAAGGAAGCAGUUGACACAAAGUUCACUGAGGAGAUCCCACUGAAGAUCCUUGCACACAACAACUUUGUAGGAAGAUUAAUAGGAAAAGAAGGCCGCAACCUGAAGAAAAUCGAGCAAGACACGGGGACCAAGAUCACAAUCUCACCGCUCCAGGAUCUCACUUUGUACAAUCCCGAGCGGACCAUCACAAUAAAAGGCUCCAUCGACGCCUGCUCCAGAGCGGAGGAGGAGGUGAUGAAGAAGAUCAGGGAAUCCUAUGAGAGCGACAUGGCUGCUAUGAGUCUCCAAUCCAACCUCAUUCCUGGCUUGAAUCUGAACGCUUUGGGUCUGUUCCCCAGUGGAGCCCCAGGCAUGGGCUCCUCAAUGGCCAACGUCCCGCCUCCUGGAGCUCAUGGUGGCUGCUCGUAUGGCUGCAGUCCUUAUGGGGCUGAGGGGCCAUUUUGGGCUUCUAUGCUGUCGGCGAGCAGCCAGCCACUUGCUGGUCAGCCGGAGUCUGAGACGGUUCACCUGUUCAUCCCUGCGCUUGCUGUGGGGGCCAUCAUUGGAAAACAGGGUCAACACAUCAAACAGCUGUCACACUUUGCUGGAGCCUCCAUCAAGAUUGCUCCAGCAGAAGGAAUGGAUGCCAAGCACAGGAUGGUCAUCAUUGUUGGGCCACCAGAAGCUCAGUUUAAGGCUCAGUGUCGUAUCUUUGGCAAGCUUAAAGAAGAGAACUUCUUCGGGCCGAAGGAGGAGGUAAAGCUAGAAGCUCACAUCAAAGUUCCCUCGUUUGCUGCUGGACGUGUCAUUGGGAAAGGUGGAAAAACGGUGAACGAGCUGCAGAACCUGACCUGUGCAGAAGUGGUGGUGCCCAGGGACCAGACGCCUGAUGAGAACGACCAGGUCAUAGUGAAGAUCAGUGGACACUUCUUCGCGUGCCAGUUGGCCCAGAGGAAGAUUCAGGAGAUUCUGGCUCAGGUGAGGAGGCAGCAGCAGCAGCAACAACAGCAGCAGCAGCAGCCCAAGCCUCCAUCGGGAGCCCAGCCUCCGAUGCCACGCAGGAAAUAAAGGUCCAGAAUAACGGCGACUGGAUCGGUCAGGAAACUUGAAAGACGGACAGAUGCAGAAAAGCUCAGAGGGGGAAGGAAAAUGACAGUGGAUCCUAAUGCACAUCUCAGGGGUCAGGUCAGCGGAACCAAACAUCCACCCCUCCCUGAAUAACUUGAUGAGUUUUUAAAGUGUGGGUGAUGAGACCUGACACCUGAAGCUCCACCCACUUCACCUCUCUGCAUCUGCUGUGAGAAUGUACUACAGUGGGCUCCCAACAUCACAUGCCCUCCAUUUGAUCUCCCCCACCCCCCGGGUGUAGUUUUUUUUUUUUCUUUUUUUUUUUUUCCUUUUUUAGUUUGUUUUACACUAAAACCACAAAGAAUCCCCCCAUAUCUCCCCAUGGUGUGGUACCUUUAAAGAUGUUUAGGUUGUUUAGUCUCUUAAUGGGUUACAACUUUCUCACGAGUUUUUCCGUGGAAAGGAAAAAAGGCAUUGCUCGGUCCUGGUCGGACCAACAGAGGUUUAUUUGGGGGAGGGUUGGCUCUGGCUGGGUGGGCCACAUUUAGCGGGAAAAUUCUUGUUUAGGACAAGGACCCCCUGUGAGGAUGGAUUACAUUAGGCGUCCUGCCCUUGGAAUGACAGUGGCAUUUUUAAAAGAAAAUUCGGAUGCAUUUUAUAGAUAGACUUAUAUGAAUAAAUCGAUAUAUAAAUAUAUAUAAAUAUAUAUAUUUAGAGGAAUGGGCAGCGCUGCGACUGACCCUUUUGGGGAAAAGGGUGCCAAACUGCUGCUGCUGCCCUGGAAAAUCAAUUUAAUAUGCAUUUUGUUUAACUACCUCAGGAUCUAGUACCUCAGAAGAGAGAGAGAGAAAAAAAAGAUUAUAUGGAGAAAAAAAAAGUUCCUUUCUUUUUAUUUUGCUUUUGUGGUAUUUUGUAUACUUUAUAAAGCUGAUAGUCUUUGAACAUUUUUAUUUUUUUAAGAAAAUUUAAAAUCUUCAGGUCAGCUGCCAACUGACCUUGCCUUCAACUCUGGUGCUUUAGGCGGCAUUGUACAUGUGGAUGUGUGAACAGAGAUGACCCCCCUCCCCCUCCUCCCUCGCGCAUAAAGUUUAUUUGUACAUACCGGCCUCGGAGCAAGAGUUGGCGCCCCCCCCUCCCCACCUCAGCUGGCGGCUGACGAAGUAUAUAGAGAAAAGUAUUGCCUCAGUUCCCCCACCCAACCCCGAGGGUCCACCAUCUUGACAACAAAAACAAGUGCAGAACAACUAAACGCGUGCAAAUGAUGCCAACCGUACAUGCUUGCAGCAAUGCCAUUUAGUUUGGGGUUUUGUUGGUAGUUUUAAUGUCAACUUCUUUUUUUUGCCUUCCUAUGGGGGCUGCAGUCUUAAUGCUGCAGCUCAAACUGUGAUGGGUCCUCCCCGUAGCUGUGGUCAGCAUCUUUUUCUUCCCUUUUUUUUUUUUUUCACCCUUUUUGGUCCGUUUUUUUUAUUUCUGGGUCAUCUGCCGCCGUACUUGAUCAUGCUGUCCUGGUAAGGUCUAAACUCUGCCAUAGUGACGUAGCCAUCUGGUCAUUCAUAUCCUCCUGUGCAUGGCGAGAGUAGGGCGAGUGGCACAGAUGGAUGCAUUUUUUUUUUUUUGUGUUCAUACUUUACAUUUUUAGGAAAGCAAUUCUUUUUUUUCCAAUUUUUAAAAAAUUUUUUUUUUGGUAGCUCAUCCAGGGGAAAACAAGUUUAGUCGCACAUAAUUGUGAAUGAUCCCUGACUCGGACGGGAAGCAAAGAUCCAAAACGUAGUCAUUUUAUUUCCUUUGUUUCCAUGCCGAAUGUAAAUAUAUCGAUUGUGGUAAAAGUGCUAGUGUAUCCAUGCUUCCACAGUAGAACGCAGUCUACCUCAGCUGAGGGGGUGGGGGGGUGGGGUGGGGGGAGGAAGUUGCUGUGGCUCUGGACGCCUCGCCCCGCCCCCACUGAGCGCCAGCGCGCACCAAUACCUCAGUACCCCGAACACUUGUUUCUACCUGGGCGCGCCCUCCUGACACCACGCUUAACUGAGGGGCACAAACGAUCCUUAAGAUGAUCCUCCUGAUACUCACCCUCCCCUGAUCCAGUUUGUUUUUGAUCUACCUCUUUAGACGCAUAUUUGAAUUAGAGGCAUUCUUCCAUUUGUUAGAAACCCAACCCCCCCCCCCCCCUUCACCUACACACUUUUGUCCACCUCCCUGGUAAAGAAAUGAAAAUUUAAAAUCAUGAACUCUGUAGACUUGAGAAUUAUGGAAAGUGAUAGAAAUGUUUUCUUUUGACAGUGUUUAUAUAUACUCCUUUUGGCUUUAUUGAAAUCCUCAAUGGUUAUUCCUUUCUGCUUUCUAUUUUUGGUGGUGUGGCUUACAUGUAUUCAAACUAUUUCUAACUUUUUCUGUAAGAAAAUCAAUUUUUUUUGCCUUCAGUCCAAUACAAAAAAAAACAAAGGACCUGAUUGUUUUUGUUUUUUCAUCUUUCAGAUUUAUAAGACUUGAAGACAAGAAAAUGCAAGUCCCUUUUUUGUCUUUCACAGAUGCUACACUCACUCGCUGAUUUAACAGCAUUUUUCAGUUAGCAUUUCUUGACUGUGUAAUGUGGAACAGUUUUUCUUUUUUGGUAUGGGACAAAUUUAAAGAGACUGAAUCUGUUUUUUUUUUUUUUUUUUUUUGAAAAAGUGAUCUUCAGCAUGAUGUUCCCUUCUCCCCCUCUCUGCAACCAUACUUGUGCCCCGUCACCUCCCCACAAGCACACAGCUCCACUUGUCAAAUGCCUCUGAAUAAAAAGUAAUAAAAAAUA
Molecule: messenger RNA, 5316 nt
Organism: Fundulus heteroclitus (mummichog)
Lineage: Eukaryota; Metazoa; Chordata; Actinopteri; Cyprinodontiformes; Fundulidae
Gene: igf2bp3
Product: insulin-like growth factor 2 mRNA binding protein 3
Exons: 16
Coding region: 690-2528 (612 amino acids)
Biological process (GO): nervous system development; regulation of gene expression
Cellular component (GO): cytoplasm; cytosol; nucleus
Molecular function (GO): mRNA 3'-UTR binding
Source: RefSeq, a predicted model, not a curated record